This is a messenger RNA of Octodon degus (degu), 2565 nucleotides long. It is a transcript of the gene Zbtb9, whose product is annotated as zinc finger and BTB domain containing 9. NCBI's taxonomy places the organism in Eukaryota, Metazoa, Chordata, Mammalia, Rodentia, Octodontidae. Gene Ontology annotation, molecular function: DNA-binding transcription factor activity, RNA polymerase II-specific; protein binding; RNA polymerase II cis-regulatory region sequence-specific DNA binding. Bases 219 to 1640 code for a protein of 473 amino acids. Gene Ontology annotation, biological process: regulation of transcription by RNA polymerase II. The record is from RefSeq and is a predicted model, not a curated record. The transcript has 2 exons.
AACGGCGGGGGCGUGUCGGCGGGAAGGCGCCCGGCCGGCCUCGUGGUGUCUGGGUAGCCGAAGUUUCCAGAGAGCAUCCUCUGCGCGCACUCGAGGCGGAACGAGGGGCGGGGCAAGGGGCCGCCUGCGGCCGGCGAGGUCAAGCUCCUGGCCGAAGCACCUCCUCAUUUUCCACAGAGCCUGGAAGUUAAACCCGCGUCCUCAGGGGCCUGACUGAAAUGAUGGAUUCUUCCACACCUUUAUCUCCUGAAACCCUCUCUCCAGUCUGCAGUGGAGCCCCACGGACAAUACACAUCGCAUUUCCCCGGCAUAGCUCGCUCUUGCUAGAAUCCCUGAACCGCCAUAGGCUGGAGGGAAAGUUCUGUGAUGUGUCCCUGCUGGUGCAGGGCCGCGAACUUAGGGCUCACAAAGCAGUGUUGGCUGCUGCCUCUCCUUACUUCCACGACAAGCUGCUUCUGGGGGAUGCACCUCGGCUUACCCUUCCCAGUGUCAUUGAGGCUGAUGCCUUUGAAGGGCUGCUUCAGCUCAUUUAUUCAGGACACCUUCGCCUGCCAGUGGAUGCUCUCCCAGCCCAUCUUCUUGUAGCCAGCGGCCUUCAGAUGUGGCAAGUAGUAGAUCAGUGCUCAGAGAUUCUUCGAAAGCUAGAAACUUCAGGUGGUGGAAUUGCAGCCCGAGGAGGAGCCUCCUGCCACACACUUCUUUCCACCACAUCCUCUCCCGGAAGCUGGUGCAUUCGCUCUUCCCCUUUCCAGACCCCAGUGCAGCCCUCCACUGCUACUGAGAGUCCUGCCUCCACGGAGAGCCCCGUUGGAGGGGAAGGGAGUGAGCUGGGAGAAGUAUUACAGAUUCAGAUAGAGGAAGAAGAGGAGGAGGAGGAAGAAGAAGAGGACCAAGAAUCAGCAGCCACACUUUCUCAAGCCCCUAAACCUCAGAGAGUAUCAGGGAAUUUUCCCUGUAUCCGUGGCUCCCACCCACUGCCCAUAUCUGCUACUUCUCACAGGCUUCCAGAGGGUGACAGUGUCCCCCUUGAGCCUCCUGCUUCUCCUGCACUGGCCCCCAAAAUCUUCUACAUUAAGCAGGAACCUUAUGAGCCUAAGGAGGAAGUAGCUGGAGGUGGAUCUCAGUCUGGAGGAGCAAAGGAAGAGACCAAAGUUUUCCCUGGAGGGGACUCUGAAGAGAAUGGGGAGCUGAGGUUUUUGUUGCCCUCAGGAGCAGGGGCAACAUCUGGAAAUGGGGGUCCAUCGUGGAAACCAGUGGAUCUUCAUGGGAAUGAAAUCCUGUCAGCAGGUGGAGGACCUGGGGGAGCAGGGCAGGCUGUGCAUGGGCCUGUGAAGCUGGGGGGAACACCCCCUGCAGAUGGAAAGCGCUUUGGUUGCUUGUGUGGGAAGCGGUUUGCAGUAAAGCCAAAACGUGACCGACACAUCAUGCUGACUUUCAGCCUUCGGCCUUUUGGCUGUGGCAUCUGCAACAAGCGCUUCAAACUGAAGCAUCAUCUGACCGAGCAUAUGAAGACCCAUGCUGGAGCCUUGCAUGCCUGUCCCCACUGUGGCCGACGGUUCCGAGUCCACGCCUGUUUCCUCCGCCACCGAGACCUAUGCAAGGACCGGGGUUGGGCUACUGCCCACUGGACUUACAAGUGACUGCUAAGGUUGUACACUGUCUCCCACGACCAGAUAGCCACUGCUGCUGGAUACUUUACCCUCCCCUCCCCUGUCCUAUGUUUUGUAAUCAUGCCAAGAGAUUAGAGGUGAUUUGGACUUCUUGUUCUUGAGCAUGUGCUUCUCCUUGGUUAUUUGGAAGCUCCAGAUUUAUCAUCCAGUUUUCUGUUAACCACCCUAUGCAAAAAUGGCAUAUAGAGCAUCCUUAAAUCAGUCACUUGCCCAGAAUGGAACUUUGUUUUAUAGUGUUGAUAUCUGUGGAGGAAACCAGAGUUCAGAGUACAAGGUUAUUUCAUAAGAGAAUUAGAGCAAAGCAACAUAGUGAAAAUGUUUUAGUUAGUAUAUGUGAAGAGUUAAAGGAGCUGGUCUCCAAUUGGAGAUAUUUGAUUUAGAGCUCAAAUAAUUCAUGUUAGACUUUACUCUCCCUGGUAUUGAUACUAUUUGAACAGAAUUUCGUUAUAUCUUUUCAGAACCCCUUCAGAUUGAAAGCCCUUCAGCUUUCUCACCAGUAGAUACUUUCCCAACACCUUUAAAUAUUGUAGUUGAGCACUUUAACAAAUUGAGCAUUCCAUUAUCCUUCAUAGAAUCCUUUUUAAUGGGGUAUUCCCUCACCAGCCUGUGCCUCUUGGCUGCCUUUCACCCCCACUGCUAACUUGUAUGUUGAUCACAGUGAUCAAUGUGGCCAGUGUACUCAGGAGAUGGCAAUGGACUAAAAUGCGCUCAGGUAACGGCCAUGCUCAAAAGUUGCUGUGGUCAGAGGGACUCAGGGCUGAGGCUACCCAUGCUGAAUGCUACAGAGUAACUGCACAGUGGGACCACGCUGCCUCCUUUUCCUUCCCACAUUUGAUAGGGACAGCCCCUCUGUUGAGAGGUGGACGGGUAGAUUGUGGAGUGGGAGUGGAGGGAG